GUCUACCUAUUUAGUGUGUAGUGCGAGAUUUGAGAGUUAAGCAUGGUCAAAUUUUUUUCCUCGCAAAGACAAGUAAGGCUUAUGAUAGUGAAGAGAGCUGAAUAGAAGGAACUUUAUCUUCUUUAUUAUCAGCUUCAUCAUUUUGGUGAGGCUGAGUAAAGAAGAAAAGGAAGAAGAAGAGGAAGAUGGCUACAGGUGAUGUGAAAGGAAGUCUCAGGAAGCUGCAGGCAUCUCUCAGAGCUGUGAAAUACCCACGAGAUGUUGAUUACCAGGGGUUAGCUAAAGGAGAUCCGUCAUGCUGCUUGCCCAUCGUGAGCUACACCUUCACCUCCUUCUCUCCCGCUGUGGCCGAGCACCUGGUGGAGUUUGGCGUCGAGCUCACAGGAAAAAACGACAUGAGCUUCAUGGAAUCUGUUUACAAGGUUCUGCGUGAUCUCUUCAGUUAUAAACCCUUGCUGACGAGGCAGCAGUUCCUGCAGUCCGGUUUUGCCGAGCGGAAGAUCGCUCUUCUCUGUGACAUCAUCGGCUUCAUCCUGGACAAACACAAACAGCUCACUAAAGGCACUAAGCCCAUCGGUCAGUUGAGAAUGAGGCAGCUGUCUCGCUCGAAAUCUGUGGAAUGUUCACCACCCAGAGAGACCCAAAGGACACCUGGCCAGAAGGUAGUUUCUAGCAGGUCGCUGGUCGAGAGACACCCGCUUCACCGAUCUCCAGCACACACCAGCUUCUCCUCAGACGACCAGCAGCUGCACGAAGAUCAGGACAAGAACGAGGAUGGAAGGCGGAGACCUCACAACAGAGAUGUUCCUUCACCUCCUGCUCACACAGAGUGUGUGUCGGAGAGCAGGCUGAGGGCGGUGGAGACGAGUCUUCAGCAGUGUGUGUGCAGGCUGGAGCAGCAGUUGAGCUCUCUGGACCUGAGAGUGCAGGCGCUGGAGAAGAGCACAGCUGGAACGAUCUGUAUAGAGCGCAGCGUGUGGGAGGAGCUGGAGAACCGGGUGCUGCUGCUGGAGACGGGGCUGACCUUAUCUCAGGAUCCAAUGAGCGGAGUUAGGAGUGUGGAGAUGAGCCAUCACCCUGAUGAGACCGAGCUGGUAAGUCGUUCGACUGUGGCACACCAGACCUCACCAGGCAACCGAUUAUCAUCGUCCUCAGAGGAGAAUAUUAAAGAGCGGCUGGAGAGAAUAGCCAGUAUGAUGAAGGACACAUCCAGCCUUUUAAAGAAUAUCGAGCCGACAAUAUGAGUUUAUAUGACUGAGAUGAUCAUGUGAUGUGUGUGUGUCACAUCAAAGUGAAUGUAGAGGUUAAAAUCCUCACCGCUGUAUUUAUUUAUACUCUUUAGUAGACAGGAUGUAGUUAUGAUUUAAGCUGCUUCGUAGUGAAUUUUCAUUAUGAUUAUGGUUAUACUUUUAAGCUCGAGUGCUUGAAAUGCAUUUCUCCGUUUCGGCUGAGGUUAAUUAUCGUUGAAGUGCCUUAUCCAGUAGAUGUCCCUGUAACGCUGUACCUCAUAUUAUCAUGCCUUUUCUGCCCCCUGUGGGCCGUGAUGUGUAUUAGCACAAUGUUCUUCAGCGCAGAGGUAAAACAUGAUGUGUUCCUUUUGUAUGCCUGUAUGCCUUUAUAUCCAGUAAAAACCACAGAAGUUUGUAAAA
Molecule: messenger RNA, 1649 nt
Organism: Clarias gariepinus (North African catfish)
Lineage: Eukaryota; Metazoa; Chordata; Actinopteri; Siluriformes; Clariidae
Gene: cep44
Product: centrosomal protein 44
Exons: 11
Coding region: 186-1244 (352 amino acids)
Cellular component (GO): centrosome; spindle pole
Source: RefSeq, a predicted model, not a curated record